GAAAUUUUCAUCAGUUACGUUUGUACCGCGGGAGCGUGAAGAUAGACACAGAGAACUCCUCAGUGACACAUACAGUUAUACCGAACGCUUAAACAAAAUGGAUCGUUUUGUUAUAAAACGCGUCUCAGUUCAGUCGUCAAGUACGUGUGCACCUGAUAAAAACACACAGGCCAACGAGCCUGGCUCGAUCAUAAGAGAGGCCGCAUCUACAUCAGCUUCUGAGCCGCCUCCCAAGAAGAAAGUCAAGUCAUGGACAAGGCAGAACAGUGACGAGUUUCUGAAGUAUGGCUUCGUCAAGUGUGAACAGGAAAAGGGAGAACCAAGGCCUCAGUGUGUGAUUUGCAGUGAAGUUCUCGCAAAUGAGAGUUUGAAGCCAUCAAAAUUAAAGAGACAUCUCGAAACCAAGCAUCCUAGUCUGGCUACAAAACCAGUUGACUAUUUCCAGAGAAGAAAGGAACAAAUGAAGAUGUCAGUGAAAGUUCUAAAUACAGCAACCACUCUUAAUGACAAAGCACAAUUAGCAUCAUAUUUAGUUUCAUAUCGCAUUGCAAAAGAGAAAGUACCAUACACAUGUGGUGAGAAACUUAUUCUCCCAUCUUGCGUGGAUAUAGUGAGCACGAUGCUCGAUGGAAAGUCGGCAGACAAGAUCAAAUGUGUCCCAAUCAGUGAUACAACAGUGUCACGGCGGAUAAGUGAUAUCGCAGAAAAUUUGGAACUUCAGCUGGUGUCACACCUACAGACUGCUGGAGAAUUUGCUAUUCAGCUGGACGAAAGUACUGAUAUAUCUAACUGUGCAGUGCUCCUGGUGUACGUCAGAUACGUACAUGAAGAUGACUUUUUGGAAGAUAUGCUUUGCUGCUUAACCUUACCUACUCAUUCAUCAGGAUCUGAGAUAUACAGAGUGCUGAAUGACUGCAUAGUUGGAAAAUACAAGCUGAACUGGGCCAAUUGCAAAGGAAUUACAACCGAUGGAGCAGCAAAUAUGACUGGGAAAAAGAGCGGUGUUGUGACGAAAAUAUCAGAAGCAGCCGGUAAUGAUGGAACUUGGAGACAUUGUUUCAUCCACCGUGAAGCGCUGGCUGCCAAAGGUAUCCCAGACAAUCUCAGAGGUGUUUUGAAUGACGUUGUGAAAGUUAUCAACACAAUCAAAGGAAAUGCACUUAACAGUCGGUUGUUUGAACUCUUGUGCCUGGAGAUGGGAGCUGAUCAUUCACACCUUUUGUAUCAUACGGAAGUUCGAUGGCUCUCCCGCGGGAGAAUUCUAACAAGGGUUUAUGAGCUAAGAAUGGAAAUUCAUUUUUUUCUCGAGAAAAAAUCCAGUAUGGCAAGCUUGUUUUGCAAUGAUGAGUGGAUUCUAAAACUUUCAUAUUUAUCAGACAUUUUCUCAAAGCUAAAUGAGCUUAAUCUAAAACUGCAAGGGAAAGAAACUGAUGUAUUACGACACUGUGAGGAAGUAGAAGCAUUUAAGAAGUCAAUAAUGCUGUGGCAAGCAAGGCUUGCAGUUGAUCAACCUCUUUACUAUAUGUUCCCAACACUUUUGCAGCAUAUUGAAAAACAUAAUAACACCAGUGAAGAAACCAUGAAGAAAUUGAAAUGUGAUAUACAGCUGCACCUCCAUUCUUUGUCAAGCAGUUUUGAACAGUAUUUUCCUGAAGAAAACCUUAAGAAUAUAAGAGACAACCAUUGGGUGAAGGACCCUUUUGCAUUUGAAAAACCAGAAGCUGUUAUAGGGCUAAACCUUACACCUGAUGAAGAAAAUGAACUUCUUCAUCUGACAAGUGAUACAUCAUUAAGAAUCAGGAUGCGGUCAUCACCUCUGUCAUCAUUCCGGAUAAGUGUUUCCAAGGAAUUUCCACAUCUAAGUAAGAAAAGUAUUUUACUUUUGAUCUUCUUUACAACUACAUACUUGUGUGAAGCUGGGUUCUCAACCUUGACAAAACUAAAAAGCAAAGAAAGAAAUCGACUCAAUCCUACAGCCGACAUGUGUGUGGCGUUAUCCUCCUGCAAGCCAGACUGGAAUAAGACAACGAAAGACAAGCAGGCACACCAGUCACACUGAACACGUAAGUGCAGAC
This is a messenger RNA of Scylla paramamosain (green mud crab), 2075 nucleotides long. RefSeq names its product protein FAM200A-like. Gene Ontology annotation, molecular function: DNA binding. Lineage: Eukaryota; Metazoa; Arthropoda; Malacostraca; Decapoda; Portunidae. The record is from RefSeq and is a predicted model, not a curated record.